Molecule: messenger RNA, 507 nt
Organism: Pseudozyma hubeiensis SY62
Lineage: Eukaryota; Fungi; Basidiomycota; Ustilaginomycetes; Ustilaginales; Ustilaginaceae
Exons: 1
Coding region: 1-507 (168 amino acids)
Source: RefSeq, a predicted model, not a curated record
AUGCUAGCAACCACAUGCUUGUCUCUACGCAUCAUCCCUCCGUACCGCUCCAUAUCACCCGUCGACUCGGCCAUGCACACCAGAUCCUGGUCCAUCCACUCCUCGCUCCACGCUUCCCGCGGCCUCACUUGGAUGCACCUCUCCCACUUCAACCCCAACUCCCUCCCCGCCUUCCAACGGGACGCUUUCGACCUCGCCGUCUCCCACGGCGUCCACCCCGUCGGCAUCCACAUCCCCUCCACCUCCCGCUCAUCGUUCUUCGGUCUCCGAACACCCACCGUUCGAGGUUCUCCGGUUCGUUAUUUCUUCAGCAUCGUACCACCGAGCUCCGAAUUAGGUGGAAGGAUGAGACUACGGGAAGACGUGGGACACAAGACGGCGGUGGUACUGUGGAGACAGGCGGAGGGAGAAAAGGCAGAUCUGGUCCAUGUGGACGUGCUAAAGGACGAAGGGUUUGAGUGGCGCGAUCACUUGUAUGAUCUGGGAGCAGUCUUGAGGAGGACAUGA